GAAGCAGUGUUGUGUUGUGUUGUAUGACCGGGACUGGAGAUUAGAACUCUGGACCAGUUAUGUGAACACACUUCGGCCACCAUCGCGUCAGCAGGCAGGGCGCUCCUAGAGGUGAAGUAACAGUUCUGCGCCUGAUACCUUAUGGAGCCUCGGAUGCGAUGUACAAGGUCGUAGUCCUGGGUGUAAAUAGAGCAACAUCGGGAGCAGAAAAGGGGACUGUGCAGUUGCUGGGCAGUAUUUGCCAUUUAUCCUUGACGAUAUUUUAAAUCGAAGCACAAACGGGGAUAUAGCUAAAUUAGCCUACCAGAUCAUCAGACCAAGAAAAACGCACACGAACUGCAAACAUAUAGCAUCCUCAAGAAUCAGUCAAGUGCAUCAGAAAAAUGUCGCUGUAUCCGUCGUUAGAGGACAUGAAGGUGGAUAAAGUCUUGCAGGCUCAGAGUGCUUAUGCAGCAAGCCCAUCAAAGCCAGCUGCACUACCAGAGGCAUCCAAUCUGAAUUCUGCUGAGGAGAGUAAUGGCCUGUACCCAAGACUGUACCCAGAGCUGACAGAGUUUAUGGGUCUGAAUCUGACAGAGGAUGCUCUGCAGCAGGCAUUUUCAGUGGUACCAGCAGACAGUUACUCUGGGCAAAUUGCAACAAGGUCCUCAGCUCUGAGUUACAUGACUGCCCCGAUCACAGGGAAUGACUGUGGAUUGCGCAGGGCUGAGAUAAAGCAGGGCGUCAGGGAGGUGAUCCUGUGCAAAGACAUGGAGGGCAAGAUCGGCCUGCGCUUGAAAUCUGUGGAUAAUGGAGUGUUUGUCCAGCUUGUGCAAGCGAACACAGCCGCCGCACUGGGGGGGCUGCGUUUUGGGGACCAGGUGCUCCAGGUCAACGGGGAGAACUGCGCAGGGUGGAGCACAGACAAAGCCCACAAGGUGCUGAAGAACGCGCCCGCUGAAAGGAUAGCAUUUGUGCUGCGGGAUAGGCCGUUCGAGCGCUCAAUCACCCUCCACAAAGACGCCAACGGACAGCUGGGCUUCAUUUUCAAAAAGGGGAAGAUAACGUUCAUCGUUAAGGACAGUUCUGCUGCCCGAAAUGGGCUUCUCACUGACCACCACAUUUGUGAAGUGAAUGGACAGAACGUUAUUGGGCUCAAGGAUCCUCAGAUUUCUGACAUUCUGAAUUCGGCUGGAAAUGUAAUUACAGUAACUAUCAUGCCCACAGUUAUCUUUGAACACAUGAUGAAAAAGAUGUCUUCGAGCAUUGUGAAGAGCUUAAUGGACCACUCCAUUCCUGAGGUAUAAAGGUCAAGUCAUGCGUCUGAGAGCUCCUGUUGGGUUUCCCUUAUUUCCCCCAUCGGGAUUCCACGAGUCCCUGCUUCACAACAGCUUCCUGCCUUUAGACAGCCCAAAACCCUGUCUGUACCCUGUAUUAAAAACAACUACUGCUGCAGCUAGUUUUUUUGUUGUUGUUGUUUUAAAUUGUUGCACAAGUAUGUGUGCUCAACCCAGGACUCAACAACACCUUUUUUUUUUCCAGCAGAGUAAUCUUCAAUCUUGCCGGUUUGAAAAAUCUCUUAAUAUUUUGUGCUGUCUGCAUAAAUGUCAGGAACGGACAUUUUAUGGGUGUUGUUUUACGCAGAGGUUCAUUUCAGUCCUAGACCUCUAAACAUUUAUGCCUUGAUUUUCAAUGUCUACAAUGUUGCCUUUUUGUUUAAUAAAACCCAUUUGUUGAGCAAGUCUAUAUUUAAUCUUGAUCACAUUUAGAGGGAUAAACUAUAUUAUUUGGUUGAAGUAUGUUCUGUUAAUUAUUGUAUUGUGCUCCAUAUAUCUUUGGGGAGUUUCCUCCCUACAGUCUCCUCUCCUCCAGCCUUCAGAUGCUGGGACAGUAACUCAUGUGAACUCUACCAAUGCACAUUGGUUGACUGCUCUGUGAUUGAAAUUUCUCUUUGAAAGCCAUUAAAAAAAAUCAGCUAUGAAA
This is a messenger RNA of Conger conger (European conger), 1962 nucleotides long. RefSeq names its product syndecan binding protein (syntenin) (gene sdcbp). Lineage: Eukaryota; Metazoa; Chordata; Actinopteri; Anguilliformes; Congridae. The coding region runs from base 384 to 1286 and encodes 300 amino acids. The transcript is spliced from 9 exons. Gene Ontology annotation, molecular function: protein binding. Gene Ontology annotation, cellular component: plasma membrane; cytoplasm. The record is from RefSeq and is a predicted model, not a curated record.